This is a messenger RNA of Dothidotthia symphoricarpi CBS 119687, 1190 nucleotides long. RefSeq lists its product as uncharacterized. NCBI's taxonomy places the organism in Eukaryota, Fungi, Ascomycota, Dothideomycetes, Pleosporales, Dothidotthiaceae. The transcript has a single exon. The record is from RefSeq and is a predicted model, not a curated record. Bases 66 to 1190 code for a protein of 374 amino acids.
GAGGCGACCUGCACAGCACUCGCUUACAUAAGAAGAAGAAGAGGAAGAGAACAGGACGCCGCACCAUGGACGCUGCAGCACCCUCCUCGACUGACGAGGCCGACGUGGACCCGCUCGUCGCGCAGACGGCCAGGAAGAUUGCCGACGCCAUCAACGACUUCAAGCGCGAGCUCGACAAGCGCGACGGCACCUGGGCCAACGCCCACGGCGCCCUGCAGCUCGAGCUGAGCGACACGCACACGUGGGAGCUGGCCAUUGUGCCCGACGACGACGGCGACGAGUACCCCAUCACCGUCCACGCCACCCUCAAGACGCCGCGCCCCGCCAACGGCCAUGUCCCCGCCCCGUCCCCGCCAAGCACCUUCAAGCCCACGCGACGCGCCUCGGACGCAGACCUCGAGCGCGAUCUCGUCUCGCGCAAGAAGCGCAAGCUCGACAGCAACGCCGACUCGUCCAGCAAGCGCCAGCGCACCGACGACGGCGGCGACGACGAGGACAUGAUGCCGCUCAUCACCAAGGAGGACCUCGACGACCUGCUCGGCAAGCUGCGCGAGGACAUACAGGAAGACACCAGCGAGUGCGUCAAUCACGUGCAGCGCCUGCUGCGCCGCUUCAAGGAGGAGUGGCACGACAAGGCAAAGUGGGAGUUUGAGCAGGCGCAGACACGCAGCUACCCCCAGCACCGCGACUCGCUCGCCAGCAACGCCUCCUUCCCCGCGCCCACGGCCGACCGCGACGACCCCGCCGCGCCCACGCCCGAGUUUGUGCGUCGCGAGGCCAAGCUCCUCUCGACGCAGAUCAGGUGGGUCGAGGACUGCCGUCGCGUCGCCGCCGACAUCCACGACAAGCGCGAGGAGACGUGGCGCACCUCGUCGGCCGGCUUCCACGACCGCCAGCGCCAGGACCGCGAGCACUUCCAGAACAGGCUGCUGCACGACUCGGGCCUGCACACCCAGACACUCAACCAGAUCCUGAACGAGGUCAAGGCGAUUGGCCUGUAUGCCCAGAGCAUGAAGUGGGAGACGCCCACCAGCCACCUCGCCUACCCCUCGCCCGCCGUCCCGACUCCGCCAGUCUUCCCCACACAGCCUCCGAUCGCCCCAGCGCCCAUGCAAGCACAAGCGCAAAUAGGGAGAGGUGGGGGCAGGGCGUCAGCACCCAAGUAUGCCACUCACCCCAGUCAGCGGUGA